AUGAAAGAGAUUAUCUCACUAACUCUGCCGAAUUUUCCAUCCAGCGAAGUCACUUUACGGCACAAUUCAGUAACAAUUAGCGAUGCACUUAAAAAAUUUCAAAAAUUUGCGGGUUUAAAACCAACCGGCAAAUUAGAUGCAGCAACUAUGAAGAAAAUGCAGCAAAAGCGUUGUGGUCGCCCAGAUGUCAUAGCAUUACGACAAAAAGGUAAGUAUAAAUGGGCGAAGAGUGAUCUAACCUAUUCAAUCGAAUCAUUAACAAGCGAACUAUCUGAGAGUGAAGUGAGAGAUGCACUCAAAAAGGCGUUUGAUACGUGGUCAGCCGUGACACGUAUAACGUUAAAUGAAAUAUCCGAAAAGGCUGACAUAACAAUUGCUUUUGCAAGACGUAUGCACAAUGACCCAUGGCCUUUUGAUGGAGAAGGUGGUAUACUAGCACAUGCGACACUGCCAUCUUCCGGUAUUCUUCAUUUUGAUUCAGACGAGAAAUGGGUUUAUAUGAAUUCAGAUGCCAUUUCAAGAUAUGAUACUACGGAUGUACUACAAGUAGCAAUCCAUGAAAUUGGACAUGUGCUAGGUCUCGAGCAUUCUGCAGAUUCUGAUUCCAUUAUGUUACCAUUCUAUCGCGACACAGUUGACAAUCGUGGAAAUUACAUCACACCCAAAUUGUCUGCAUCAGAUGUUAGAAACAUACAGUAUCUUUAUGGAAUAAAUGAUAAAGAAACAAAUCAAAGAGGUCAAACAACAACAACAACAAAGUAUGGUUCUAAUUUUGGAACUGAUUCAUCGAAUGAUGACAAUGAUUUCAACAGUGAUAAGAAAAUAGAUGUCAACUGUCCGGAUGAAGUUGAUGGUAUCAUUACAACGGAUGGUUCAAAUUAUUUGUUCAGCGGUAACAAAGUAUAUGAAUUUGAUCGUUCAGGGGUUAAAAAAGAAUAUUUGUUGAAGAAUCUCUUCCCAAAUGGACCUCCGUUCGUUCAAGGCGCAUUAUCGAAUUCACGUACGGAUAAGACGCUUCUAUUUCACGGAAAAAUGGUAUAUUCAUAUUUGAAUUAA
Messenger RNA from Brugia pahangi, 1056 nucleotides. The record is from the annotation of a GenBank genome assembly. NCBI's taxonomy places the organism in Eukaryota, Metazoa, Nematoda, Chromadorea, Rhabditida, Onchocercidae.